AUCUGAUCUGACAUUGGCUUGCCCGCCCUGUGAAGUCAGAGCGUCGCGCUGGAGAAAGAGAAGUGGUGUCGGGCAGUGAACUCUCCACUUCUUGAAUGACAGCAAACAAAAACUGUGCAUUAUGAAGUUUGUACACAUUAUAUCACUCCUCCUAGGGAUAUCAUUGUUCCCUUUCAUAGGAAAUGCUGAUGGUGAAACAACACCCUUAGUUUCUGUAGAUAAUACGGGGACACAAAACAGUCAGUUAAAUACUGUUGGUGUAGAGUUAUCUCCCUCUGUACGUUAUGUGAUGACAACACAACAACUUGCUGAUGUACCUACUGAAGCUGAGCAGUCUACAGCAGCUGAUCAUACCGUGUUAACUCGUAACACAGUGAACCCUACCGUUGGUGAUCAAACUGUACUUGGAACUCGCAACACAAUGAGCCCUCCUGUUGGUUAUCAGACUAUGCUUGGAACUCGUAACACAAUGAGCCCUACUUUUGGUGAUCAGACUAUACAUGGGACUGAUUCUCAUUUGACUGCUGAGCAGACAAAUGUAGACUCUGGUAUUGCAGCAACUAUCAAUAUUGUAAGUACUGUUCCAAGGGACAAUACAACAUCCCUAUAUACAAAUACAAAUAGAGGUGUAACUUCCACCAAGUAUGCCCCAGUGACCCCAGAUAUCAAUACAACCCAAGCUGCUGUAGUUACAACCGAGUCAUCUAUAAUUAAAACAGUCCAGUCAGAUGUAGAUACAACCCAGUCAGCCAUAAAUACAACCCAGUCAGAUGGAGAUACAACCCAGUUGGGUGUUGAUACAACCCAGUCAGCCAUAAAUACAACCCAGUUGGUUGUUGAUACAACCCAGUCAGCCAUAAAUACAACCCAGUUGGCUGCAGGUACAACCCAGUCAGCCACAAAUACAACCCAGUCGGCUGCAGAUACAAUGCAGUCAGCCAUAAAUACAACCCAGUUGGCUGCAGAUACCACCCAGUUGGCUGCAGAUACAACCCAGUCAGCCAUAAAUACAACCCAGUUGGCUGCAGAUAGCACCCAGUUGGCUACAGAUACAACCCAGUCAGCCAUAAAUACAACCCAGUUGGCUGCAGAUACAACCCAGUCAGCCAUAAAUACAACCCUAGCAGCUAUAGUUGCAUCUCAAUUUCCUAAAACAACAAUCCAGGCAAUUGUAGAUAGAAGCCAGUUACCCAUCAAUACAACCCAAGUAGCUGUAAUUACAACUAAAACACCAGUAAAUACAACCCAGUCACACAUAGAUAUACCCCAGACAGCUGUAGAUACAACACAAGCAUCUGUAAAUACAACACAAGUAGCUGUGGAUACAACACAAACAGCUGUAAAUACAACACAAGCAGCUGCAGAUACAACCCAUGCCAACAAUGGUCUGACUGUGUCAGAUGUAGUACCUGAUACAACCAAGGCAGCCCAAGGCACAAUCACAGAGGGAGCAAAGAAAACUUCAAUAAUCCCAGAAGCACAGAGUACAGCCACCCCUGAGUCAUCGCAAAAAUUUGCAUCAACUUCCCAAACUACACAAAAAUCAACCAAAGAUAUUUUAACUCCAAGUCCAACCCAGGAAAUAUUGGUACCUCCAAGUAUUGACAAAGAUGAUCUAACAACAGAGCAGAAAGAAGGUACAGUUACUGUUGGAUUAGAAACUACACUAAAACAUUGGGAAGAAAAGCUUUGGGAAGAUUUUGUUGAAUUAAUUAAGGAGUUAAUUGUAACUGCUCGUGGUAAACCUCGUGAACGAAGUGAAGAAGUUGACCUGACUACAGAUAUUGGUACAGAUAUUCCCACAGCAACAGAUGUAACUUCUGGUACUAAUGCCAUUGUCGGCACUCCAGAGGUAAUAUUCAUUGGAGAUCCUAGUGUUGAAGGGGAAAACUUGCUUGUUUCCUUCAUAGCAGAUGAUGGCACAGGUACAUAUAUUGGCUCAAAGGAACUUGCUGAUUGGAUACGAGACAAUGAAGAUUAUCUUGAGGCACAGCUUGGAGUCAGAAUAUCAUCAAUCAGGGAAGGUUUACCUCCUGAGAAAAGAGUCGAUCCUGUAAAAGCAACUGGUGAUGAUGAAUCUUACUUUAGCAAAAAUGCAGCCCUAUUUAUAGCACUAAUAGUGAUAGCUUGCAUAUGCCUUAUUAUUAUUAUUGUUGGUUUGGUAUAUAUUUUAUGUGCUAGACAACGCCAUGAAGGCCAGCAUUAUCUUCAUGCGCGAGACACAGAAGCUGGUGGAAUUGAUAAUCCAGCCAUGACAGAAAAGGUGAACGGAGCUCAGCCUAUGCUACACAGUGCUGUAGAUGAUACUGAAAUUGUACCUUAUGAUAAUUUUACACCAGAGGAGCUAAACUUUGAUGAUGUGGAAGAUACGCACUUGUAAUGUACAAGUUACUUCAGGCGGGUGAGGGCACAUCUCAUAGGAUGUUCAUGCACUAUUUUUCGCCACAGCUAUAUACUAAUAAAUUAUGGGGAAAUCAAAAUUUUUGAAUUUUGUUUCAUCACUUUUCCAAUUUUGAAAUCUCCUCACUCAUCUGGCGUAACAUUUUUUGUUGAUGUGGGUAUAAGGUAAAGAUAUCUGUCAAAUGAAAUACUGGUAAUACAGCUGUAUUGUACUAAUACAUAAAACAUUAUUGUGUCGUAUAAUUUAAAAGCAUCAAAUGUUGCAUUCUCUUAGGACAUAGGUGUGUCCUUUCACAGUAGCAUGCUGUAUAUGUGUAAUUGCAAUCAGAGCACACAUUCUGAUAAAACUAGCCUAUCACAAAA
Molecule: messenger RNA, 2763 nt
Organism: Saccoglossus kowalevskii
Lineage: Eukaryota; Metazoa; Hemichordata; Enteropneusta; Harrimaniidae
Source: RefSeq, a predicted model, not a curated record